Symbiodinium natans is the source of this 3234-nucleotide messenger RNA. The record is from the annotation of a GenBank genome assembly. NCBI's taxonomy places the organism in Eukaryota, Dinophyceae, Suessiales, Symbiodiniaceae.
AUGGAGGUGCUGGUCACUGAUGCCUUUGGCCUCUCCGACGACGUGCUCGUGUCCAUACGCUAUGGCACCACCAGGCGACAAGCUCCACUGGAGUCGGCAUUGUCUCACCCCCUAAAGUUCCCGGCACAGCUGGAGGACCUCAGUGAGCCGUUGAAGAUUGACGUGCUCCAACCCAUAGCGUCCACACGCCUAGUGCUCCAUCCACAUGAGGAGCAUUAUGGGAUCGGGUUUGAGCACGCCGAGAGCGUCGCUAUGGGCCUGCAUGUUCGAGCAUCAUCUGGUGGAGAUUCAGGACCGGCCAAAGAGUUGCCGCUGCCGAACAAGGACUCGGCAGCCUCUGCGAAAGACUAUUUGGAGCAGAACGGUUUGCUGAAAUACGUGCAGUCCCUGCUCCAUGCCGUAAUCCAGGACAAGCCUAACGAUCCGUUUGCCUACAUGAUUGAGCAGCUGACAGCGGCCAAGAGCAAGUCAGAAGCCUGUGCGCGAGUCCUUUCGCGGCCAACGAGCGCGGUACCCCGGAGCCGCCCAAGCAGCGCCAUGCGGCCCACAUCUGCAGCACACAUUCGGCCAACUCCGCCGCAAGCGCAGCCUUUGGUGGAGGCUCCGGCGCCCCAAGAGGACCCACCGGCACUUCCAGCGCGCCCGUCUGGGCAGGCAGCAGCGCGAGUCCCAGAAGAGGAGGCUGCAGAAAGCUCUCCAGUUGCUCCGUCCCCCGCAGCAGUGCCAGAGAAGGAGGCAACUGCCCAGACAAGGGAGGACAAUGCGGAAUCCGAGGAACCUUCACCUAUGCAAAGGAAGCAUCUGGAGGAGUUGGACCGAAGUGCGGACCUGAAACUGUCUCUCCUCAAGACUGCCAUGGAUGGGUGCGAGUCUGGUGAUUUGGGUGUGGUUCUCUCAGCUGUGGGUGUCGACAAGAGCCGCAACCGCAUCCAGGCGCUGCUGGAAAAGUCGGCCGAAACAGGCGAGCUGGAAGCGGCCCUCAAGCGGACGAUGGAGACGAAGGAUGCAACAGACCUGGACAAGCUGAAGGGGCAGCUGCGAGAUGUGUUGCUGGAUGCAAACGAGUCAGGCCAAGUGUCGGCCGUACUUGAGCAGAUCUCCAGGCUCGAGGAGCCCCAGGCUGCCAGCCCAGGAAAGGAGUCCAGCGAGCUUGAGAGGCUGAAGGUGCACUUGAAAACCCUUCUCAUGGAUGCUAACGAGUCCGGCAGAGUUCUCGCAAUCCUGCAAGAGAUGUCCACGGAGAAGGUCGAGGAGGAAGCAGCGCAGAAGGUGUUGGAGGAAAUCUCUGAGAUGGAGCAACUGAAGCAACGCAUGAAGGCCGCGCUCUUUGAUGCCGACUCCAAAAAGGUCCUGCAAGCCUUAGAGAGCACGCAGCGGAUGACCCAGCCCAGAGAGAGCACAGAUUCAGGAGUUCCAGCCGCCAGCACCCGUGCUCCAGUGCUGCCGGCCCAUGCCGCAACAAACCUGGUCAAUGCGCAGGCCAAGAUGCAGGAGGGCGUGAAAAAUGGAUUGCUGGAGAAGGGUUUGGAGAAGGUCAUGCAAAAUCCGUCUCAAGCCCCUGCAGAAGCAGCAAAAGACCAUCUUCGCAAGACGAUGAACGAAACUGCCGAGCGAGAAGGGCUUCUGCUAAAGGCAGAGUCCAUAGCCUUGGAGGAACUCAGUGAGAUCAAGGGAAGGAUGAAGAAGGUCAUGAUGCAAGCCGCAGAAACGGGAACCCUUGCGAAAGAGUUGGAGCAGCUUCUGCUGAGCGUGCCUGCUGCACCGGCCACACCUGCUCAACCAGCGGGCCCGGUUGGUUCUGAGAAAGAGGCUCUGAGAAGCAAUGUUCGAGAGAUUGUUCAAGAGUCUCUUGCCUCUGGAAAGUUGGAAGAAGGCCUCCAGCAACUGGCCGCGCAGAAAGCAUCGAAGCCCAGCAACCAGAGUGAACUUCAAGAGCUGGGCGAGAAGCUGCGAGGAGUACUAGAAGAAGCUUCGAGCAGCGGCAAGCUGGAGGAAGCCCUGCAACUGCUGCAGGAAGAACAGCAGGAGACCAUCAAGGCAGCCCCCGAGGAUGAUCUGGAGGCGGUGCGGAGCAACUUGUGUACAGUCGUGGAAGACGCUGUGGACUCUGGCAAGUUGGCCGCGGCAUUGGAUGCUGUCAGGAAGGAUGGCGAAGCUGAGAAGAAACCUGGGAAGACAAAGAAGUGUACCAAGAUAUCCCUCAAGGACAAAUUCAGGAGGCUCUUGAGAGAAGCUCUGGCUUCGGGCGCAUUGGCGACAAAAGUGGGGCUCCUCAAGCAGCCCAGCAAGGAGCCGGCCCCGCCGCAGGGGGAGCCGCCGCACGAAAUGGAGAUCAUGAAAGCCCACUUGCGCGAGGCCCUACAACAUGCAGCAGAGUGCGGGCAGCUUGCAGAUGCCUUGGCCUCCGCACGUUGCCUCCAGGAAGGUGCUGACCAACGAAGUGCCGAUGUAGAGGCCACGGCUGUGAAGCUGCGAGGGGUGCUGGCCGAGGCGGCUCUCUGCGGCCGCUUGGAGGAGACUCUCCGAGCCCUUCAGAAGGAAGAGGGUGUCCCAACUGCGGCGCAGCCAGUGCAGGGCAGCGAUGAGAGUGCACCAGAUGCGGCUCCCCGAGAAGCUCCAGCAUCGAACGAGGACCCGCUAUCAGCGGACGAGGUUGCGGAACAACCCCCUGGGUUGGAGAAGGCGACAUCAGAGCUGGAGAGCUUGCGUGGGCGGCUCCGCAACAUCCUUGAGGUAGCUCUUGAGGAGGGCAACUUGGAGCAGGCAGUUCAGGUUGCGGUGGAGCGUCAGAGCCCAGCCCACGUCCGCGAAGACGCUGCAGGAGACGAGGAAACAAUGGCUGGACUGCAGGUCGAGGUCGAUGCAAUUCGACGGGAGGGCCGCGAUCUGCUGCAGACAGUAGACCGGCUUUUCACCGAUAUGCAGGACCUGCAGCAGGCGAACCUGCGCUUGGCGCAGCGCCUUGAUCUUGCCGCCCGCCCACAGCGACAGGUCGGGGCUGGGGCAAUCGCUGCCCCACUUCCACAUCUUGCGCUGACUGAGGAGCAGGCGCUUGCGAUGCUGCCGCAGGAAGGAGACCUGCCCGGCUUGCAGGCUCAAGUGGGCCGAAUGCGAGAGGAGAGCCAGACACUGCGCUCGACCGUCGAUCGGCUGACACGCGAGAUGGAGGAGCUGAAGAGGAUUAAUGACGACUUGGCUGCAAAGGUCGAUGACGCCAGCAUGCCAGACCCCUGA